Triticum dicoccoides is the source of this 1054-nucleotide messenger RNA. RefSeq lists its product as uncharacterized. The transcript is spliced from 4 exons. Lineage: Eukaryota; Viridiplantae; Streptophyta; Magnoliopsida; Poales; Poaceae. The record is from RefSeq and is a predicted model, not a curated record. The coding region runs from base 1 to 792 and encodes 263 amino acids.
AUGCGCAGCGCCGCACACCGCUACUACGCCCAUGGUUGCUUCUGUUGGCAGGUCUAUAAUGCCAACAAGUUGCUGGUGCUGGACGCACGCAGGAUGGAGUUCUCUGCCGUCAACCUUCCGUCUCCACCUGGCCGUUAUGGGCAGCAGAUGGCCAUUGUGGAGGCAGGAGAAGGAAGGCUUGGGAUGCUUACUAUCUGUGAUAAAAUUCAAAGUGAUGCAUAUCAUCUCUUUUAUGCUCAACCAUGGACCAUCUGGUCCCACGCAAUUACCCCUCUUCCCAUUUUCCUUGGGGCAUACGGCCGAAAUACAAUCAAAUUGUAUCUGCACCAUGCCUAUGACCUACCCCGCUCACACGUUCCCUCAACAGCCAGCCAAACUCCUCCUCUCUCUCCGUUAUCUCAGAUCCAGCCGCCCCUUCCAUUCCAUCUCCUCUUCCACAACCGGCCACCGUCCCGAUCUGAAGGUCUCCGACCAGAUCAGCCUCCUCCCCACCACGGCGUGCGGCGAGGAGUCCCCGGAUCGCUCGCCGUCACCCAGUGCGGUGCAGAUCUGGUAGUCCGCCCUCACCAAGCAUUCGAUGCGUUGACGGCUCCUAGCACCAGAUACCGCGACGAACGAGCUGUGUUCUGCCUCCUCCGGCUGCCGAGGACCACGGACGCCACUUCGUCUCACCGGCUGGCUCAGCAUCAGCACCGACCACUACUCACAGGUGUGCAAAAUUGUUGCUACGUCAUGGAUCUAGUAGCACAUGGAUCUAUCACUUUCGCUCUUGGUCUUGUGUUCUCCAGAUGAUGAUGAAAUGGAGGCUGGACGACGUCUGCCACACGAGUUAACAUGCCAGGCUCCUGACUUACUUUAGUUCAUGUCUUCAUGGCCAGCAAGUUGUCCUGGUUCCUGCAUAGAUUGUAAUUUUGUAGGCAGAAUUAUACAAGAACUUUUCGGAUGUCCCACUCAUACUUUGCAGAAUUUUGACGAAGGACUUGUAUGUUUUAACAGAACUCUGUUUUACAGAGUAGACACUCUGAAUAAAUUGCUGACGAACUUUAUUUUUGUA